UGGCCAAGCGGAGUGGACAGCAAGACCUAAGCAAGUUCGGAUUUAAGAUCGCAAGAAAAAACAUUUCAGGAGACGCAGAGAUGAUGAUGGACUGUCGCUGAGGAUCAUGGGAAGGCUAAUGGAGCGUGGGGAAUAGAGAAAAUCAAUAAUCGUAAAUUAGAGUUAUUAUUUCGUUUUGGUUUCCCUGUUUAUUAUUUGUUCUGUUUUGAGUUGGAAAAAGGAAAACAAACACCAAUCCCUCAUUUUUUGGUCAUACAGAAAAACAGGAAAACGAAAUAUUGAGUGGUUCUUUUGUUUUUCGUUUUCCAGAUUGAAUGGAAUAAUUGAAUGAUUGGAUCAUACACGGACCUAGAGACUGGGAUAAGAGAGGUGGGUGUGUGGGGGGGUUGUUAGGGGGCAGGGCCGUAACCAGGAUUUUUCAAAUACCGAGGUCAAACAUUGCGAUACAUCUUAUUUGCCAAAAAGAAAAAGUCCUAAUAUGGUGACUUUUCAUACAUUUUGGAAACGAGUCAAAAUCACAAGCCCAACAAGAUGAACAUGUAGGUGAACAUGUUUAUUUUAACAAUUUCAAAACUGCACGAUCACAAAAGUAUUUUGUGUGUGUGAGUGAGUGAGAGAGUGUAUGAGAGAGUGAGUGAGUGAGUGAGAGUGACAAUGCAAUCUAGCCGAGCCUGAAUGGACUUCAAUUGCUUUUUAAAAAAUAUAUAUGCCCUUUUCAAUAGCAAAAUACUAUACGGUUAUUGGACAAAACCGACUAAAACGCUACAUUCAGAGACUGAGCCUCAUAAGAGGGGCGGGACAAGACUUCCCGAGAGGAGGCUCAUCUCCAGCUGCUGAUUGGAGGAGGAGCUGUGAACGCGGCUGGGCUGCUCAUGAUUGACAGAAAGCAGUCAGAGGUGGUACAUCAUGUUGUAAAUAAAAUGUGAACAUAAUAAGUUUGCUACCCGUUUUCAUUUCCGUUCGAAAAUACAACCAAUGAUCAAAACAAUAGUGUCUUGUGUUCACGUUAGCCUAUAGUCUGGUAAGUUAGCAAAAUAGCUCAAGUCUCGUCAGUAGCUAUCCAAUAACUUCAUAAACAACAGGUCACGACUGUCCAGCCUUUUCUGAUCUGAAACGCACCAAAUCAAAUAGAGAGAGAGAAUAAAAGAGUUUGUGCCGCCUGGAAAACGAAAAUCCUAUCUAGCUAAGUGGCUUCGACUGUUGUUGCUUGAAAUGCUAAUUAAAAUUGCACUGUUAAUGAUCAUAAGCAUUCCGGCACAUAACUGUCAGUGACUGGCAAAAUUAACUCACCUUCUUCCCUCUUUCUUUUUCUCUCACUUGUUGACUUUCCAGAGCUGAGUUUGGUUUGUUUUAGUGUAGUAGAAUUCUUCAUCUUGUGUCAAUUUUCAGAUUCCACGACUAAUUGACAAACUGACUGGCUGUGGAGUCGGACCUUGAUGAGAACACUUCUCAGCUCUUGUAUGGACCCUUUUCACGUGACGUCACGACAAACGCAGCCGCCAUUUUGGACAUGUACUACCAGUAGUUUACCACAGCCAGCAUUGAGGAACGGCAGCAAAAAAAGUGUUUAUUUUCAGCAAGACUUCCAUCAUGCCACUAUAUUGUUGUGCACCUGGAUGUAGUAACCAUCAACACACAAGGCAAGGGUUAUCAUUUUAUCGGAUCCCGACGGAGAAGAUGGAUAGCGGCCAUUAAAAAAAAUUAACAGAUUGGCAGCCCUCGGCAUACCAGCGCUUGUGUAGUGACCACUUUGUUGGAGGUAAGACGAAUAAAAUUAGCCAGAAAAGGCAUUACAUUGCUGUUAACAUUCUGUGGCGGCGAGUGUGUAACCAAAUAGGCUAAAAUAACCCAUUGUAACCUCUUUGUUCUUCUGUAGUAGCUAUUAGCUAACGACAUUAGCUAGCGUUGUGUUCCUUUGCUGUUGGUAGACUGUAGGACAGAUCAGAGGCAGUGUCCUACAAACAGCGCUUAAUUUGAGGGGAGCAAGCCGGAGCGCGCUCCGGAACCUCGGGCGUUGGCUCCGGCAGCUAUUUACACUGGAUCCGGUGAUCCGACACCUCUUUUGACUAUGUAACAAAAAAAAAAACCCAAAUAAUUAAAUAAAAAAAAUGCAAGUUUAUUUAGUGUUAAUGUCUGAUUUUGAUAUCUGCCUUGUUGGUGAUUUCUCUCAUGAAACGACAUCCACAAAAUAUCUGCAGAUGAACUUAAUUUGCAGUGUUAUUACAAAACAUGCCCAGAAGCGCAGCACCCCGCCCCCUUUUUUUCCGCACCGGAGCCGCUCAUCCUCUGCGCUCCAGGACCUCCCACUUUACAAAUUAAAGCACUGCCUACAAAUAAGUGUUCAAAACAAGAGGAACAUGUAUUUGUCUUUUAAAUCCAGGCCGUUCCCUGUAAUCUGUAACACUGGGUUGGAGAAAGUAAUGGCAAAUAGCGAGUGCACAAGCCAUAGAAGGUAAAUUGUACACAGCGCCAGGGCAGUGUGAUGGUAUGUCUACUUUUAGAUUGUGUUAGCUUAUCAAUGAACACACUCGUCACUCGACAAGUUUCACGUCUUUACGACGGAUAUGUAAAUGUGUGUUAGGUAUUAUUGUUGCAGUCUAAGCAGUCAUUGUAGCAGCUAGAUGAGCAAGAACCGAAAGGGUCUGUGCCAUAAACCAUUAUUUCUGUACGGCGUUGAUAAUGUGUCGUUACUGUUGUUAUUUCUCCCUCUGCUCGCCCUGUAAAUGCCCUACGUCGCUGGAUAGCGGAGGUGUUUUCUGCAUCUCGCUCCUUUUUCUUGUAUGUUCUCCGUUUGUCGCCUUCCUCGCAUUCAAACCAAUUCGAGCCGAAGUCCGCUACAUGUCCAAAAUGGUGGUCGCGUUUACGAAGGUCACAUGACUGAAAAGGGUCUAUAUCCCGUGGUGCUUAGCUGACUAUCGCGAGGCUGCCUAAUAUGAAAUGUUUCCAAUGUCGGAUAUUUCAGCUUCGUUUAAAAAUGAUUAUGUGGACUUUAUUUUUAGACAAACAAAUGAGAACAGGGGGAUGCAAGCUGAAUUUACAAUUUUCCACCGAUCAAAGUCAGAACGAUUUUCAUCAUAUAUUAAUUUCACAUUUCUGAGUGAAAAAAAAAUACCGUGGGGAAAAAAAUGCCGAGGACAUGACCUCGGUGUCCUCAAUGGUAGUUACGGCCCUGUUAGGGGGGGGCCCAUUCAGAGCAUUUUGUCCCGGGCCCAGCCAAAGCUGUCAGCGGCCCUGCUCGUUACUACCAUCAGUCGUCAGUAAACUGGAAAAGUAUUGAAUGAAGAGUGGUAACGACCGUUGGUAACCUGUCUCUAAAAUGUGUCAUAGGGGAUGGAAGCAAUUUAACACCAUCUACAUGUUUGCUGUGCUCUGAUUUUCUUUUAUUGACCAGGAAAAUAAUAGAUGUAUAUUGGGGAAAGGUCUUUGAUGUAAAAACUGCUCUGGGUGUUGCCAGGUUUCCAAUGCUGAAACAACUUUUUACUGCUUUGCUGUGCCUCCCACAUAGCAAUGCAGAUAGUGAGAGGGCUUUUUCAUUGGUUAGGAAAAUUCAUACUGAGUACAUAAAAAAUAUGGCUGCAGACGCAUUAACUGCAUAUCUGCAAAUUAAAAUGAACUGUGAUGAGGAGCUACAACUGCUGCCCAAGCAGUGAUAUUAUAGCUAGUGCCAAAUCUGCAACAUCUUUGUACAACGAAGAACACUCCAAAAAACAGUGUUGUUUUCGUUAAUGAUGACAAAUUAUUUUGUUAACGCACCUUUUUUCAUGACUAAAACGAGACAGUGAUGAGCUAAACAUAACUCUUUGAUCACGAAAAUAUGACGAGACUGUGGCAGCGGGAGCGUGGUCAAGCAUCGGUCUGUGACCGGAGGGUGGAGUCAGGGAAGGUAAGUGGCAGAAUCACUGCACCUGAUGUGAAUUAAUGUGUUUGUGUGUCUUCCCCAGUGACCGCGCCCUAUUUAAGGAGGGAGAGCGAGAGCAGAGGGAGCUCUUCCCCGAACCAGACGCCGGUUGUGUGUGUGUGUGUCUGUGUUUAUGUUCUGAGUGUUCACUGAAAAGUGUGACAAUAAAAAAACGGUUUACCAACCUGAACUCUGUCCUGCCGUCUUCUGUGCUCCGCCCCUGUGUAAGAACUGCUACAGUGGUGCUGAAACCCAGGAAUUAUUUUGGAGCACAGAAGCAGAACAGCCCCAUGGAGUCCUCCCCGUUCGCCGACCUGGUCCACGCCCUCGCCACGGCCCAGCAAAGCCAGCACCAGGCGCUAGUCGCCCUCCGAAAGGAGCAGGAACAGCGGUUCGAGGUCCUGGUGUUGGCUCAGCAAGAAGAUUGUCAGGCGUUCUGGCACCUCCUCGCGUCGGUGGGGUCUACCAACUCUCCCACCGCGGGCCCGUCCCCCCUCACCCUAACAAAGAUGGGCCCGCAGGAUGACCCCGAGGCAUUCCUCACGCUCUUUGAGCAAGUCGCAGAGACCUCGGGGUGGCCGAUGGAACAGCGCAUGGCACGCCUCCUCCCCCUGCUAACGAGAGAGGCGCAGCUGGCCGCACUACAGCCCCCCGCCGACCACCAGCUGGCCUACACUGACCUUCGCCGGGCCAUCCUCCAGCGUGUGGGGCACACCCCCGAGCAGCAGCAGCAGCGCUUCCGCGCUUUGCGCUUGGAGGAAGUCAGCCGGCCGUUCGCGUUUGGCCAGCAACUCUGGGACGCCUGCUGGCGGUGGUUGAGGGCCGACAACCGCGAUGCCGAGGGGAUCAUCGACCAGGUGGUACUGAAACAAUUCAUCGCACACUUACCAGCCAGAACCGCGGAGUGGGUCCAGUGCCACCGCCCGGCGUCGCUGGAUCAGGCAAGCGAGCUGGCGGAGGACUAUUUGGCGGCUGUCCCGAUGGCAGGACAGCAGACAGCCUCUUCUCUCCUCUCCUCUCUCUCUCUCCCCCUCUCCUCCUGUGUCUCAUCCUCACCCCAUUCCCCCACCGCAGAGGCAGGGGCCGGCGCCACCCCAGCCGGCCUGCCGCACCCGUGGUGCCCUCCCGUUUCUCCCUUCUGUGUCUGUCUCUUCCCCCCCCCUCAGGUGAGUGAGCCCCAGAACACCAGUGCGGAGAGGAAGCUCGGGCCGGUUUGCUGGCGCUGCGGGGAGCCAGGCCACCUCCAACAGCAGUGCACGAUAAUGGAGGUGGGCGCGGUGGUUCGGAUCCCUGACGCGCCAGGAGCCGCCCUCGAUCGGGCCGGAGUGUAUCGCAUAUCGGUGAGUAUCCAAGGGGAUACAUAUCAGGCGUUGGUGGAUUCUGGUUGUAAUCAGACCUCAAUCCACCAAAACCUGGUGCAAGACGAGGCAUUGGGGGGAGCACAAUUGGUGAAGGUGUUGUGUGUGCACAGGGAUGUUCACAACUACCCUUUAGUGUCGGUCCACAUUUUUUUUCAAGGGGAAAAAUUUAUAGUAAAGGCGGCGGUUAAUCCUCGCCUUACCCACUCGAUAAUUUUGGGGACGGAUUGGCCGGGAUUUGGGGAAUUAAUGAGUCAGCUAGUGAAGAGUGGGUCCUGCCGUAGUUUAAUAAGGGGAGGUCCCGGUGUCGCGUUGGCGGGAGCAGCUGUCACAGAGCCGUCUAUGUCAUCUCCGUGUCAGAGUGAGGAGCCGCUGGCUCCUCCUCUCUCUAUUGGGGAAUCCCUCGUGGAUUUUCUAUUAGAGCAGUCGCGAGACGAGACUCUGCGGCAUGCAUUUGACCAAGUGAGAGUAAUCGAUGGUCAAAUGCUCCAGCCAACCGCCACCCCGUCCUUCCCCUAUUUCACGAUUAUGAAGGAUAGAGUAUACUGAGUGACGCAGGACACCCAGACCAAAGAGCAAGUCACGCACCUUUUGAUUCCGAAGAGCCGCGGGGAAUUGGUAUUCCAGGCGGCUCACUUUAAUCCCAUGGCUGAACACUUAGGGCAGGAAAAAAAAACACUAGCCCGAAUAAUGGCCUGGUUCUAUUGGCCAGGGAUUCGCAGCAAUGUCCGUAGGUGGUGUACGGCGUGCCGUGAAUGCCAUUCCAGCGGCCAUUCCAAAAGCGCCUUUGCGCCCUCUACCGUUAAUCGAGGGAGGAGGGACCUUGGCCAGGGAUUCGCGGCAAUGUCCGUAGAUGGUGUACGGCGUGCCGCGAAUGCCAGUUAGUAAAUCCAGCGGCCAUUCCAAAGCGCCUUUGCGCCCUCUCCCAUUAAUCGAGACCCCGUUCAAAAGAAUUGGGAUGGAUCUCGUCGGGCCAUUCGAUCGGUCAACAUGAGGGUACUGCUUUAUUUUAGUUCUGGUGGACUAUGCAACGCGAUACCCGGAAGCAGUGCCCCUUCGCAAUAUCUCAGCACGCACUAUUGCGCAAGCGCUCGUCCGCAUCAUCUCCCGAGUUGGAAUCCCGAAAGAGAUUCUGACUGACCAAGACACCUCGUUUAUGUCACGUACAUUGAACGAACUGUAUGGGUUAUUAGGAAUUAAGCCAAUCCGCACCAGCGUUUAUCACCCACAAACGGAUGGUUUAGUUGAACGGUUCAAUUGCACCCUCAAAAAUAUAAUUAAAAAAUUCGGAAGCAAGGACGCACGUAAUUGGGAUAAAUGGCUCGAACCCUUGUUAUUUGCAGUGCGAGAGGUCCUACAAGCCUCCACGGGGUUCUCCCUGUUCGAAUUGUUAUAUGGGCAUAAGCCGCGUGGCAUUCUAGAUGUGCUGCGAGAAAACUGGGAGGCGGGACCUUCACCAAGUAAAAAUGAAAUUCAAUAUGUUAUUGACCUGCGCGCAAAACUCCACACACUCACACACCUAACCCGGGAGAAUUUGCAGCAGGCCCAAGAUCGGCAAACCUGCCAGUACGACAGGGGUACGUGCCUUAGGGAGUUCACACCGGGAGAUAAAGUACUCAUACUGUUGCCCACAUCGAGCUCCAAAUUGAUCGCCAAGUGGCAAGGACCCUUUGAGGUCACACGGCGAGUCGGGACGUCGACUAUGAGGUGAGGCAAAUGC
Molecule: messenger RNA, 6976 nt
Organism: Neoarius graeffei (lesser salmon catfish)
Lineage: Eukaryota; Metazoa; Chordata; Actinopteri; Siluriformes; Ariidae
Exons: 2
Coding region: 3919-5805 (628 amino acids)
Molecular function (GO): zinc ion binding; nucleic acid binding
Source: RefSeq, a predicted model, not a curated record